This is a messenger RNA of Vitrella brassicaformis, 3260 nucleotides long. NCBI's taxonomy places the organism in Eukaryota, Vitrellaceae. The record is from the annotation of a GenBank genome assembly.
GGAGACGAUGGCGCUUAUCCAGACGCCUCAGUUCUUCAUGACGCCACAGACGCGUCGGAAGACCCUCGAUGCAACCAUCAGGAGGCAGAACACACACAGGAAAUCCAUUCUCCACAAGAUGGGUGGGUGCCUGGCUUCAACGAUCGCACGAACAUACAAAGGACAACCACACAAAGACGCGGUUCUGCGCGUGCAUGUGUGUGUUUGUAGGAUUCGGCGAGGACUCAUCCUCCAAGGCCUCCCCAAAGCCCUCGCCGCGAGGUUCCAAGAGGUACAGCAAGAAGUCAUCUGCUCUCGGAGCGGCAGCCUUCGCCGCCAUCAACGUCGGCGAGCGGGGACAGGAGAACAACACCAACGGCUCGCCUCGCACGUCCACGGUGGCUAACAGGGCGUCCUUCAUCAGGGCCGGUACGCAGUCGGGGUUCGUCCAGAAGGUAGACAACUUCAUCAAGCGUCAGGACCUGGGUGCGUCCAUCGGUGUGCGGGUGGGCAUGUCCCGCCCGCCUGGGCAGCGCAACGCGGAGGAGGUGCAGGCCAUUCUCGCCUUUAUGAAGAGCGUUGAGUUCUUCCGCAGCUUGGCGGAGAGUCAGCAGCUGCAUCUGUGCCAGCGCGUCACGUGCAUCACCUUCCCCAAGGGCGGUGUGCUCUUCAAGAGGGGGGACAAGGGAGACGCCUUUUAUAUCGUCCUGUCGGGACGGGCAAACAUCUUUGUGCCAUCGGAGAACUGCCCGAACACGUGAGCCCACGAGACACCAUAGGACAAGAGAGAGAGAGAGAGACAGCGCGGGCACUGUUCCUUAUCUCUCUGUGGCGGGCAGGGUUGUUCCGUGUCGGCCGGGUCAGUGCACUUGUGAGAGAGAGUCCAUCUGUGUGGCCAAGCUGGGCGCAGCCCAGGGGUUUGGAGAGCUCGCCCUUUUCUCGGAAGACAAUCAACGAGCGGCGACCGUCGUGUGCAGUGAUGCGACCGACCUCGUCAAGAUCUCCAAGCAAGACUACCUGGACACAAUGGCUGAAGUGCAUCGCGGCGUGCUCUCAGAGCGACUGGACUUCCUGAGGUCGCUUCCAUUCUUGGCACAUAUCGAUCAAAACGAGCUGCAACAGGUGCAAUCGACAGCACACCUUCCCGCGUGUCUUUCGAUGGCCUUCGAUGGUCUGCCUGCCUGUGUGCUUCUGCAGAUGGCCAAUCUUCUGGAGAAGAAGUUCCGCAUUGGUACCGAGGACCUCCUCGCUGUUCAGGGCAAAGUGGCCGACCGCCUAAUUCUCGUCUCCCAAGGCUGCUGUCGCGUCAUCAAGGCCGUCCUGGUCAGCCCACAAGGCCGCGUUGUCACCGACGCCGACCGCAAGCCAAAGAAGCCGCCCAAGAUUACCUUCAACGCCCAGGAAGAGGAGUCGGCGAUUCCGCGGCGGAAGAGCUCGAUGGAGACGCUGAGGACGCUGAAGCAGCAGGGCCUCAUCAAGAGCCGCUCGCGGAAGCUGAGUCGACUGACCUCGGCUGUGACACCCAACAGGGGCCAGACCACGCGGCCAAAGGUACAUACGCACGGAUAACCAGGUCCAAGGCAGACUAUAUACGGUCAGCUAUCGGGUUUGGUUACUUGCCUGUCUGAUCAGCUGGUGCAAGUUGGCACAUUGCGGCGGGGUGGCGUUUUCGGGCUGCACGAGGCCCUCAACAACCUGUCAUUCUACUCAUACAGCCUGGCGGCCGAUCCCUACUGCGAGACCCUUGAGAUAUCGCGAAGAGCAUUCGUCAAGCGGCUCAGCAGGGUGGGUUGGCGGGCAGUCUGUGUCUCCAUCUGUGCCGGCUGGCUGACAAUUGUGUGUGUUGUGUCUGCAGAACGUCGUACGUGCGUUCGCUGAGCACACCGACGACCUUGCAUUGCCGACAGUUGCCCAAAUCGCAGACGAAGUGCGUCGAGCGGAUAAGUAAGUGGGCAGAAAAGGUGACUUGUGACUGGUGCUUGCCUAGAUGCGCUUCUUCAGGUGGCAGGCCUUCUGUAAUGACAUGACUGAGAAUGUUGUGGUGGAUAGGAUCUAUAAGCGGGCGCUGCAGGCCACAGCAGGCACACAAGCGGUGCGAGAUAUGCGUCUCUUGUGCAUUCAAUGGAUAUGUGCGCUUUUCUGUAGGUGACUCGUGGCGUCCCUCUCAUUGAUGCGGCCCUCCGCAGUUUGAAAGACCCUGUUCUGGCGCAGGCCUCUCGAAAACGGCCCCUUCUCCCCAAAUCUCGUGCUGGCGAACGCGCAGAGCCUGCGUCCGCUCCAGAGACGGCGCCAGAUACCAUCCUGCCCAUCGACAUGGGAGCCCUCGAGGAUGAGAAUGGGCCGAAGAAGUCGGCCAAGACCUCCUGGCCCCAGUCCCACCGACCGCCUUCUGUGGCUGCCCCUGAGUCAUUCGCCGCCCGCAUCGACGCCAUCAUACUGGAGAAGAUGAGGGAGAAGGAGGGCCUUGAGGACGUGGAGACCUACCCUUCGUAUAGAAAGCGAAGGGCGUCAGUGUCGUCCAUGAGCGACCCCUGGCACCGAGGCAGCCCCAGAAAACCGCCGGCAGCACGAGACACGACCAAUGCUGAUCAGGGGGCUAAGGUGAAGCAGGUCGCCGGAUGGUCAUUCGGUAAGGAGAGCGGCUGCGCACGGGGUCUCGUGGGGCGGGUGGAUGAGCGGCUGUUGAAGAGAAUAGCCCUGCUACCACUUACGGAGGUAAAGUUCAACGAAAAGGUGAGAUGAAAACGGACAACCGUCACGCACAGGGCAUGUGAAGUAUGAUGCUUCGGUCGGUUUUGUGUCUAGGAUCUGUACCAGUUCGGGGUGACAACCAGCCGCUAUCUCCAGGAGAUGGAGAACAACAGCUUGUAUAUCCCCUCCACGUAAGUGCCUGCCUGCCCGCCAACAGACACAAGCAUGAAGAGCACAUUGGGUGUCGCGAGGAGACACAUGUCUUCUCUCUUUCGUUUGUGCCGGUGCUGGGCGGUUUCAGUGAGAUCCAGACAAUGAACAAGUCUGCGGGCCCUCUGCAGCUGCUGGCGCACGAUGACGCUCUUGCUGCAGGUCGAUCGAGCGUACUUAAGCUACCUAGUCAGGUCAUCAGGCAGAAACUAUAGGCUGGCAAUAGGGGACGAGUCGUGCGGGCCAACUGGGUGAAGUAGAUCUGGGUAAUAUAUUUUUCCUCGCGCGAACGGAGACAGAUGGUGUGUGUUGUAGCAGUGUAGGGCGCUUUGCUGACGCAUGGGACAUUCAGCCAAUGUCGCAAUGUCUAAAUGCUCACA